AUGUCCGUUGCAUUUUGCUUUUUUCCCUUAAAUUUAUUUCUAUUUUUUUAUUGUUUUUUAUUCGAGGGUUUGUAGUCGAUCGUUAUUCGAAGCAAGCAACUCAGGAAAAUUCCUCUUAAAAUUUAGUCCCUGUCAGAGAGGUUUGGUUUCAAAGAAAUUAUUGUCUUCAGUAGCUUCUGCUCUGUAUUUCUAUAGCUGGAACACAAUUGGAAAACGCUGUAAUAGAUCAAAUAUGAAGAUUAUGCAAUGUUUCUCUUAUGUUCGAUGAUUUAAUGUGGACAAGAGCAGCAACAAAUCAGCUUGGAGGGUGGUUUUGGAUGAUAUUUGUAAGGUUCUUUUUGUUCUCUAGCUCUUUCGAAAGGUGUACAGUUUUAUUAGAUUCAGCUUGUACACCUAGAAAUUUCUCUUGUUUUAGCUUACCAUUGUCGAACCGGAUUUUUUUUGGAUUGGAUUCACAGUACACGAAAGCUUUUGAAAAUAGGUUUCUGCGCGGUAGAUUUUUUUUUUUAAUUGAGGGUUUGAAAUUCGAGGGAGAGGGAAACUAUUGCAAUAAACAAUAACCAUAUCUGUCUGGUGGACUGGCCCAGGCUUUAGUCUGAUCAUCGAAUUUGUAUAGUUUGGUUGGCAUUAGGACUUUUAGGUGUUAAUUGUAAGCACGGACUUGGAAAUUUAUGACAGGCCGGCUCAGGAAAAUAAAUAAUUUGUUUGGUGUACCAGCUCCUCUGGUUCAGGCAUUCGUUUUGGCCAAUCCACUUCUGGGUGCUCUAAAGUUUUGAGGAGCACUUUUUAGGGUUUCAUUGAAAGCCAUGGACUUGGAAAUCUCGGACAGACCGGCAGGGAACAAAAGAACAUUCAACCGCGUGGCGAGACCGCAGCAAAUAUGCAUAUUUUAUCAGGAAGGUAGAUGCAACAGAGACCCAUGCAAUUUUCUCCAUGCCGGAGAGCCAGGAACUUCGAAAAAAACUGGAGCAAACGGUGGCUUUGCUCCUAAGCGAUCAUUUCAUCUACAAGAAGAUGCACAAGGACCAGGACCUUCUGGAGGACAGAGAAGGAAUGGUUCUGCCAAAUGGGGCAGAGGAGGACUAGGUGGUAGAAUUAUGACAGAUGAGCGGCAGCAGAAGGUUCGUGAUGUAGUAUGCAAUUAUUGGAUUUCUGGUAGUUGCAAGCAUGGUGAGGAUUGCAAGUUUUUGCACUCUUUUGUUGUUGGAGGAGAUGUCACCUUUUUGACCCUGUUGGCUGGUCAUGAAAAGCAGGCUAUUCGAGGGAUUGUUUUGCCUUCUAAUUCAGACAAACUGUAUUCCGGAGGCCAGGAUGGAACAGUAAGAGUUUGGGACUGUCAAACUGGUCAGUGUAGCAGUGUAAUCAAGCUGGGUGUUGAGGUUGGGUGCCUACUUAGUGAAGGUCCUUGGCUUUUUGUUGGCAUUCCAAAUUCAGUUAAGGCUUGGAAUAUUUUAACUUCUACAGAGUUGUGUUUAAAUUGUCCCGGUGGUCAAGUGAAUGCACUUGUUGUUGGCAAUGACAUGCUUUUAGCAGGAGUACAUGAUGGCAACAUUUUGGCCUGGAAAUUUAGUCCCAUAUCUAAUUCCUUUGAGCCUGCAGCUUCACUUGCUGGCCAUACAAAGCCUGUGGUCACAUUAGUUUCAGGAGCAGAAAGACUUUACUCUGGUUCUAUGGAUGAGACAAUCAGAGUUUGGGACCUUGGUACAUUUCAAUGUAUCCAAACCCUUAGAGGUCACACAUCGGUUGUCAUGUCACUUCUGUUGUGGGAACAGUUUCUCUUGUCAAGUUCGUUGGACAACACAGUGAAGGUUUGGGUUGCGAUGUCAAGUGGCUUACUUGAAGUGACCUACACUCAUAAUGAAGAACAUGGUAUCCUAGCGUUGUGUGGAAUGCAUGAUGAACAGGCAAAGCCAGUUUUACUUUGUUCUUGUAAUGACAACAGUGUGCGACUAUACGACCUUCCAUCGUUCAGUGAAAGAGGUAAAAUAAUUUCCAAGAUGGAGGUGCGUGCAUUCCAAGUUGGACCUGGUGGAUUAUUUUUCACAGGCGAUGGAAUGGGUGAACUUAAAGUAUGGAAAUGGGCAACUCAGGCAUCAUGAGAUACUGCGAAAGUCGUUUUGCAAUGAGUUUCCGUUUUGAAGAGAGGCCUUUUUUGAUAUGUUAAUUCUGGUACAUUGCCAGUUGGGAGCUUUUCAAUGGUUUGGGCUGCAAAGUCAGUUGAAAGAUGUCACGUUCUCUGUAAUAUUGUUAAGUUAAAUGAAUCAUGAGCUAUUCAAGGGGAAAAUGUUAUUCUGCCAAAGUAUGAUUAAUGAAUUGUUUCAGGUCAACUGAUUCAAUAUUUUGAAUUUCUAUACAGUAAAGAAAAAUUGUUUAGGCUUUGUCCCGGCCUUCGCUGUAAUUUGUGCCACAAAUUGGCACUAAAUAUUACCAGGCCACUUACCCUAUUAGAGCUCUGAGUUGAGAAUGCUUUUACCUUUGAAAGUUCUUUAUAGUUGAACCUUGAACCAUGUCCCCAAAAAAUAUUUAUGUGUUGUAUUUGGAUCAACACUAUGGUUUUAAAAAUAUGCAAAAAAGAUAACAUACGUUACGUUAA
Molecule: messenger RNA, 2593 nt
Organism: Cryptomeria japonica (Japanese cedar)
Lineage: Eukaryota; Viridiplantae; Streptophyta; Pinopsida; Cupressales; Cupressaceae
Product: zinc finger CCCH domain-containing protein 63
Exons: 9
Coding region: 807-2099 (430 amino acids)
Molecular function (GO): protein binding; metal ion binding
Source: RefSeq, a predicted model, not a curated record